This is a messenger RNA of Exophiala aquamarina CBS 119918, 1467 nucleotides long. RefSeq lists its product as uncharacterized. Gene Ontology annotation, biological process: transmembrane transport. NCBI's taxonomy places the organism in Eukaryota, Fungi, Ascomycota, Eurotiomycetes, Chaetothyriales, Herpotrichiellaceae. The record is from RefSeq and is a predicted model, not a curated record. Gene Ontology annotation, molecular function: transmembrane transporter activity. The transcript is spliced from 5 exons. The coding region runs from base 1 to 1467 and encodes 488 amino acids.
AUGUUCUUUCUGCCUAAAAUGCUCAACCCUGAGAAAGCUCCAGAAAUGAUUACUGAGAAUGACAUCGCAGAGAUAGAGGACAAAGGGGAUGCAGUGCAGCAAAACCACGCAACCGAUCCUCAUGACCCUCUUACAUGGAGCCGUGGUCGAAAACUCACCAUUCUAUUGAUCGUGGGAAUUUGGAUCCUGCUCGGGACCACGAAUAUGAUCAUCAUUGGACCAGCACUUCAAAUUGUCCCUGUCGAGUUCAAUGCCUCCUUCGCAUCAUCAACAUACCUCAUCGGUGGCCCUCUUCUAGCUUACGGGAUCGCCUCCUUUAUCUGGGUUCCGCUUGGUAACCGCUAUGGCGUCCGACUUGUAUUCGUUGUCUGUGCGUUGAUUGCAGGCUGCAUGAACUGCUGGGCGGCAAAAGCAACGAGUUUUGGAAGUCUUGUCGCCGCGCGAACUUUAGCUUCCACAUUUUAUGCACCUCCAGAGACACUUGCUCCGCAAAUGGUUGGAGAUGUUUUUCAUCUCAAGGACCGAGCCAAGGCAAUGAGCUGGAUAGGAAUUUUGCAAGCCUCUGGGUUUGCUGGUGGUCCAUUGGUCGGGUCUUUCAUCAUACAAAAUGAGAAUCUCGGUUGGAGAUGGACUGAAUGGGUUCUGGCCAUUCUCACCUUCGGCACGGCCAUCGGCCUGGCCUUAUUAUUUCCUGAAACACAAUACACCGGGGAUCAUCUCGGAAUGAACCCACAGCGCACCUGGAAAGAUAAUUACAAUCUGGGCUAUGGGUUCCUGAUGAUCUUUCCCUACUUUUGCCAUCCAGUCAUCCUCCUCAACAUGGCAUUCUUUUCGCUCUGUCUGGUUGUCAAUAGCUAUCUUUUGACCACCCAAUCCAUCACCUAUUUGGUUGUGUACCCUUUCUCGAUCGGAGAGUCCGGUCUGACAUUUAUCGCACCUCUAAUCGGAACAUGGUUGGCCAUGGUAUUCUGUGGCAUUUUGGCUGAUCGACUUUGCAUCCGAUGGGUGAAGAGAAGAGGAGAAAAGCCAAGACCAGAACAGCGUUUACCACUCCUUGCCAUCACUGGGUUCAUUGGCAUAGCUGGUCUUAUAUUGUUCGGUGUUUGCACUCAAGAGCAAUGCCACUGGAUUGGCCCAUUGUUUGGCUCAGCAUUCGUCAGCUUUUGCUUCAUCUGCUCUCUGAGCAUAUCGUUUGCAUAUUUGCUUGAUGUCUAUGAAGCUCGUAUGGACACCGUUAUGGUCAUCUUCAAUGGCAUGAAAAACUGCGCGGCGUUUGGGAUCAGCUAUGCCAUUGUUCCCUGGAACACAAGCGCCGGAUAUUCCGUACCUUUUGGUGGUUUGGCUGUCGUUCUAUUCGUCGCGCACGUUUUGAUGUUGGUCAAUUAUUUUAAGGGGGAGGCUCUUAGAAAGUGGGCUGCCGAACGGUUUGAGACUGCUCGAGCAACCCACCAUGGUGACGCUUUUUGA